This is a messenger RNA of Branchiostoma belcheri (Belcher's lancelet), 4561 nucleotides long. Its product is annotated as peroxidasin homolog. Gene Ontology annotation, biological process: response to oxidative stress. Gene Ontology annotation, molecular function: heme binding; peroxidase activity; protein binding. The record is from RefSeq and is a predicted model, not a curated record. Lineage: Eukaryota; Metazoa; Chordata; Leptocardii; Amphioxiformes; Branchiostomatidae.
GAGACUGGACUCUAAUGACUUGGUGUGUGACUGUCAGCUCAUGUGGCUUGCUGAGCUGCUGAAGAAAUACAGCAGUGUUGGCAGUACCCAGGCCGCCGCCACCUGCAAGUACCCAAAGGCACUGGAGGGGAGAUCUGUGUCCACCAUCACUCCGGAGGAGUUCCACUGUGUGAAACCUCACUUCACGGCGGAGCCUUCUGAUGUUGACGUAACCCAUGGCAACACGGUGUACUUCAGCUGUCACGCGGAGGGAGACCCCAAACCUGAGAUCGUCUGGCUACACAACAGCAAUGAGGUCCAGAUUGAUGACGAGCGGCACAACAUGUUGGAUGACGGAACUCUGAUGAUACAGGACACCAGGCCGGAGGACCAGGGCAUGUACGAGUGUAUGGCCAGGAACAUCGCUGGCGAAGUCAAGACCAAACCUGCCGAGCUCAGAUACUUCAACAGCCCAGCGAGCCCCACGUUCACGGUUAGCCCCCAGGACACAGAGGUGCUGGCAGGACAGAGUGUCACGCUGGAGUGUAGCGCCUCGGGGUACCCUCUGCCUGAAAUCACGUGGUCCAGGCACGACAGACCGGGCCCCCCUCCCCCGGCGCUGCCGACCGAUCCACGCUUCACCGUGAUGCGGUCCGGAGCGCUACACAUCACGAACGUGCGGCAGGAAGACCACGGGCUGUACCGCUGCAAGGCCGCGAAUGAUCAGGACACCAUCGUGGCCACCGCCCAGCUCAUCGUACAAGCUGCUCCCAGGAUCACAGUCCGGCCCCAGGAUGCUGAUGUGGUGGAGGGGACAUCGGUGGAGUUUGACUGCAGAGCCGAGGGGCACCCCACUCCCGUCAUCGUGUGGACAGUCAACGGUAACCAGCUACCAGACGACCGGCGUUUCACUGUGCUGUCCUCCGGAAUCCUGCGCAUCUCCCGUGUGACCUCGUACGACCGGGGCACGUACGAGUGUCAGGCCGUCAACGUGGCGAGCGUGGACAGGGCACGGGCCGACCUCACAGUCAAGGCCAGAGUGACCCCAACGUUCACGGAGACACCGACAGACCUGACAGUGCAGCCGGGAGGGGAGAUCAGCCUGCCGUGUAGCGCCGUAGGGGAGCCUCAACCAGCGAUCACAUGGAGCAAAGACGGCAUCCAGAUCUCAGAAAGCAGCAAGUACGGCCUGAGUGCCAUCGGACAUCUGAUCAUCCGAGGAGUGGACCAGUCCGACACUGGGCGGUACGAAUGUUCCGCCAGAAACACCAUCGGCUUCGUCUCCACCAGUAUGCAGUUCACUGUGCUGGUGCCACAAAUCACCAACAACUUCAUCGGCGACCCGUUUGUGGGGCCGUCCAUACAGCGGGCCAUCAACAGUGUGGACCGCGAAAUCAACAGGACCCGAAACGACCUCUUCUCAAGACCCACCCGGCCUCGCACUCCCUCUGAACUGCUGCAGUUGAUGCGGUUCCCUCCCUGAAGCCCUGAGCCUGGCACGUGCGGCGGAGGUUUUGAGCGAACGCUGCAGCUGGUGCGACAGGAGGUGGAGCACGGGAUGAAACUCAACCUGGAGGAUUCGGAGUACUCCUACACAGAGCUGAUCUCCCCCAGCCACCUUCGCCUGGUGGCAAACCUGUCAGGGUGUUCCACCCACCAGCAGACGGUCAACUGUUCCGACAGGAUCUGCUUCCACCAGAGGUACCGAUCCUUCGACGGGACGUGCAACAACUUCCAGCACCCCAUGUGGGGGGCGGCCCUCACCCCCUUCAGGCGUCUGCUCAAACCCAUCUACGAAAAUGGCUUCAACACACCAGUAGGAUGGAACAGGUCACACCUGUACUUUGGGUUCUCCAAGCCCAGUUCGCGAGGAGUGUCCACCCAGGUCCUGUCCACUUCCACCACCACUCCGGACUCUAGGUACUCACACAUGGUGAUGCAGUGGGGACAGUUCCUGGACCAUGACCUUGACCUUGCCGUGGAGAGUUCGAGCGAGUUCACCUUCAGCACGGGGCUGAGGUGUAAUGAGACCUGUGACAACACCCCGCCAUGUUUCCCCAUCGAGAUCCCCCGCGGGGACCCAAGGAUUCGACACAGGUGUAUGGAGUUCAGAAGAUCGAGCGCUGUGUGCGGUACAGGCAGCACGUCCCUCUUCUUCAACGAGGUCACUCCCAGAGAACAGAUUAACACCCUGACGUCCUUCCUGGACGCCUCCAACGUCUACGGGAGUAACGACCUCUACGCCACGCAGAUCCGGGACCUAUCCAACCGGCUGGGGUUACUCAAGGGCGGGCUGCGGCAGGCCAACGGGAAGUACCUGCUGCCGUACAACACCGAGCUGCCGAUCGACUGCCAGAGAGGGCAGCACGAUAGCCCCAUCCCGUGCUUCCUGGCGGGCGAUGUGCGCAGCAAUGAGCAGCUGGGUCUCCUCUCCAUGCACACGCUGUGGAUGCGCGAGCACAACCGCGUCGCGAGGGAGCUUCGUCGGCUGAACCCGCACUGGGACGGCGACACAAUCUACCACGAGGGGCGGAAGAUCGUCGGCGCGGAGAUGCAGCACAUCACGUUCGCCCACUGGAUGCCGAAGUUCGUCGGGCAGAAGGGCAUGGAGCUCAUCGGGGAGUACCGAGGCUACGACCCGAACACGAACCCCAGCAUCAUCAACGCUUUCGCCACCGCCGCCUACCGAAUCGGCCACACCCUGAUCAAUCCUAUGAUCUUCAGACUCAACGGCAGCUUCCAGGAGAUUCCGGAGGGACAUCUCCCCCUCCACCAGGCAUUCUUCUCUCCCCAGCGGGUCGUGGAGGAGGGAGGAAUCGACCCGGUCCUCCGGGGACUGUUCGCGACGCCGCUGAAGCAGCGGAACUCGCGCGAGUUCGUGAACACGGAGCUGACGGAGCGACUGUUUGAGAUGGCGCACCACAUUGCGUUGGACCUGGCCGCGCUGAACAUCCAGCGGGGACGGGACCACGCGCUGCCCGGUUACAACGACUGGCGGAAGCUGUGCAACAUGACAGCCGUUAACGACUGGGACAGCUUGAGGCAUCAAAUUUCAGACCCACAGCUGAGGGACAGGCUGCGACAAUUGUAUGGUCACCCGGGAAACCUGGACCUGUUUGUUGCGGGAGCAGUGGAGGAUCUCGUACCGGGCUCGCUGCUGGGUCCAACGUUUCUCUGCAUCAUCACACAGCAGUUCAGGAACAUCAGGGAUGGAGACAGGUUCUGGUACGAGAACCCCGGUGUGUUCAAGCCCUCCCAGCUGUCCCAGCUACGUCAGACCAGUCUAGCUCGAGUCCUGUGCGACAACGGCGACAGCAUAGACAGGGUACAGCACGAUGUGUUUCUGAAUGCAGACUUUCCCACUGGUUACGUCUACUGUGAUAACGUACCCAGGAUGGACCUCACAGCCUGGACAGAGUGCUGCGAAGACUGCGCCAACUCUGCAGAAUUCGGCACUGUGUCUGGAACAUUCCGUAAGCGACGCUCCGCCCGGUAUUCCGAGCGCCCGGAUUCCGUGAACUUCCUGGAGACCGCGAAGCAGAGAAGAAAAACGGCGAAGAUGGGAAAACAGGAGGAAUUUGUAGCCAUGAAACACAGACAUAACGGCGGCAGUAAACACAGGCUCUCCAAGCCUAGACAUGACAGGGUUGACACAGUGGCGGAGUAUCAUGCUUUGGGACAGAACGUUACUCUAACUCAUGAAUCGGACCGUGUGUCGCGUCUGGAGUACGGCAUGAUGAUGAUGCAGGACAUAGCAGGGGACCUGCAGAGAGCGGUCUCGCAGCUCACAAGAAAGGUGCGAGAGUUUGAGGUCCAGCUGGAGCACCUGCAGACAUGUAAAGACGAGGAAGGGAACAGGUACCAGGACGGGGACACCUGGGACCCAGACGACUGCACAGCAUGCAGAUGUCAGGAAGGAAAGGCCACGUGUGUAAGACAAAAGUGUCCAGAGAAGAGCUGUGCGAAACCACUACUGAUACCAGGGGAGUGUUGUCCUGUAUGUGUGUAGCCAAAAUAAGCGCAGCAGUCACUUUAAGGUCUAGGAAAUAGUUCUCAAACUUCCAAAGUUCUGUUUUAUUCAUUUGUUGUCCCCCAGGAGUUAAGAUUUAAUAGCUUUUUUUACAGGAAAGCUUUUUUUUUACAGUAGAGUUCCCUUCCCAACAUGACUUGUACAAUACUUCAGAAUUUCUGUUUCACUUUGUUUCCCCAUAUUCAUUUGUUGUUUUCCUCGAGUUACAUGUAAGAUUAGCACAAGCAUCUUUUUUUUUUCCAGGUCUUUUUUUUCCAGUUUCCUUCCCUGCAUCAAGUAUUGUACAACUUUGUAUUAAGAUUAAUGUACAUGUAUUUGCCAUGGCUAUGUCAUGUCAUCCUUUUUAUCCAUGUUGAGUUUAUACAUUUACAUUAGAAUAUGUUUUUUUCCUUUUUUUUUUUCAAAUUAUACCUUUAAAAAGUACAAAGCAGUAUGUUGUCAUCAGGAAUUUGACUACUGAUUGAUAUAUAUGGCUUUUGGGAUUGCUUAAAUUCAGCUUGGUGCCAGAAAGGGUAAUUUAGGUGAUGUUUGGUACUUAAAAAGAGACAUGUA